Messenger RNA from Trichophyton verrucosum HKI 0517, 912 nucleotides. Its product is annotated as MFS transporter, putative. The transcript is spliced from 3 exons. Bases 1 to 912 code for a protein of 303 amino acids. Gene Ontology annotation, biological process: transmembrane transport. The record is from RefSeq and is a predicted model, not a curated record. Gene Ontology annotation, cellular component: membrane. NCBI's taxonomy places the organism in Eukaryota, Fungi, Ascomycota, Eurotiomycetes, Onygenales, Arthrodermataceae. Gene Ontology annotation, molecular function: transmembrane transporter activity.
AUGCCCCCGUUUGCUCUGUUCGCAGUGACCUUCGUCUUCGCUGCCCUGGGCCAGGGAUACCAGGACGCCCAGGCAAACGUCUUUGUGGCCGGCCUCGAGGGCGCCCAUCGCUGGCUGGGACUGAUCCACGCCAGCUACAGCGCCGGAUGUCUCGUCGGGCCUCUGCUGGCCGCUCUCGUGGCUACCCAUACCGAUGAAUGGAUGUACUUCUACCUGGUGCCGGGAGGGCUCGGCCUGCUCAACUUGCUGCUUGCCUGGUGGGCGUUCAAGGAGCACGUCUGCAUCUCGAUCUCAUGGAGCAGCAACACCAGCCCUACUAACGACUCCAAUGCUGAUUCUACUACCUCUACAUGGACAGAGAUGAAGCUCACGCUGCAGUGUAGGCCCGUCUGGCUGCUCAGCCUGUUCUACUUCUUCUAUCUCGGCGCCGCCAUCACCGUCGGAGGAUGGCUGGUCGAGUAUCUCGUCCAGGAACGCAAGGGAGAUCUCUCGCGUGUCGGAUACGUGCCCACGGGAUACUUCGGCGGCAUCAUGCUCGGCCGUCUCCUGCUGGCUGAACCGGCCCAUAGACUAGGCGAGAAACCCGUGAUUCUCGUCUGUUCGCUGUGCUGUUUGGCCCUGCAGAUCGUCUUCUGGCGUGUCAACAAUAUCAUCGCCGACAGCGUCGUCGUCAGCGUCUUUGGCUUCUUGUCAGGGCCUUUUUUUGCCUCGUUGUGCAAGAGAUUACUUCUAACGCCAGCAGGACUCAUCUUCGUCGUGGCUCAGGCUGGCGGAACGGUUUUCCCAGCAGUCACCGGCGCCAUUGCCUCCAAGGCUGGUGUCAGUGUCCUGCAGCCCAUCCUGGUCGGCCUCAUCGCUCUCAUGGGACUCAGCUGGGCCUUUGUCCCGAGCGUCGACAGGAAAAGGGAUUAG